Molecule: messenger RNA, 327 nt
Organism: Parastagonospora nodorum SN15
Lineage: Eukaryota; Fungi; Ascomycota; Dothideomycetes; Pleosporales; Phaeosphaeriaceae
Exons: 2
Coding region: 1-327 (108 amino acids)
Source: RefSeq, a predicted model, not a curated record
AUGCUGGGGGAAAUUGUGGGCCACUGUAAGACACCACCGCCAGCAGAGAACGCCGUAACCCACGGUCGGGACCGUGGACUGUUCGGCUCGUCUGGCCUUGUCUGGGUCAUCAUCCGUGCUCCCCAGACACCCCUGAAGUCCCCGGCUGGACGGGCGGCCCCGCGCCUUACCCAUCUGAAACCCGCUCUCGCGCAGGAAAAUCACCGAUGCCCGGGUCUUACGUCGUACCGAUUCGCUGUCCUAGCUAGGUAUGGAGGCGGACACUGUCUUACACGUAAGACUGCCAUUGCAUCAAAAUUCAGCACCACUUAUGCCGUGAAGCAAUAG